Molecule: messenger RNA, 2037 nt
Organism: Exophiala dermatitidis NIH/UT8656
Lineage: Eukaryota; Fungi; Ascomycota; Eurotiomycetes; Chaetothyriales; Herpotrichiellaceae
Exons: 1
Coding region: 1-2037 (678 amino acids)
Biological process (GO): formation of translation preinitiation complex; translational initiation
Molecular function (GO): translation initiation factor activity
Source: RefSeq, a predicted model, not a curated record
AUGUUCAAAAAGAAGCCUCAAAUCAAAAACCUCUCACCGCUUCGGUCCUCGGACCGCCGCAAGCUAGCAGACCAGAUCAUUGCCGACUACAAGGUCCACGUGCCAACCCUUGAGGAAAUCGACCCAACAUGGACCGCCGCCGAACUCCAAGCAUCACAGGCCACGCAAAACCCUACUCCCGCCCUCUCGUCGACGCGAGCCAGCCUCGUCCCCGAGACAUGUCUCUCAGCCCGCUUCACCACCCACGCCGGGCCCAACGCGACGCUGGUGUCCGGCACAGUGUACGUGGGCGCGCACCCAGGUCAAGAAGAGAGAGUAUUAUGGAUCCAGUACGGCAAAGAUUCACGCCUCUACCCGACGGUCUACACUCUGUGGCGCAAUCCCGGUUUAGUCCCACUCCUUCACACUCCGGAUUUUGUGGUGGACAAACUGCGCACAGGGGCGGAUCUGAUGACACCAGGACUGAUUGGUGGUCCGCCGUGGCCUGAAGCCGCAAAACAGGGGGCCGUCGUCACUGUUGCUGGAUUGGAAAGACCUAGCGUUCCUGUCUGGGUGGGUGUUUGCAAAAUCGAUGUUUCUAGUCUGGGUCGCGUACAGGGAGCAAAAGGUGCGGCGGUCGAGGGCGUGCAUUGGGAGGGAGAUGAGAUUUGGAAUUGGAGUCAAACUGGGAGCGGAGGUCGACAUGCACCUGAGAGGAUAGAGGGAUGGGAGUUGGAAAUGGCCAACACGAGCCUGGGAGACCGAGUCAAGCAAUUGGACCUGGAUGACGAUGACGAAGACGACGAUGACGGACAAGAAGAGGAGGGCGGCGUCGCUUUGGAAAAGCCGUCUCCCGCACCGGAGUCCGAUAAACAAGUUGACCACGACAUUGAGCACGACGACGGCCAAGACCAAAACACCCUCGAACCAGAAGCCGACAAAGAACCGACCACGCCCGAAGUCGACGACGCCUUUGUCCAAGCCUUCCUCUACGCCGUCUACAACGCCAAAAAGAACGGUGAACCACCUCACUACGGCCUAGACUUCCCCAUCCAGCCAUCAUUCUUGAUAUCAAACAUGGUCCAACCUCACCUCCGCGUCCAGAACCCGCACUACACGAUGAAAAAGACAUCGUGGAAAACGACCAAGAAAUUCAUCAAGUUUCUCGACAAAUCGGUGCUUGUCAAAUCCAAAGACCGCAACGGCGGCGAGACCGUCAUUCUCGACAUUGACUUUGAAGAUGACAAAAUCCGCAAUUUCACUCCGUACAGACUUCCGAAACCAAAACCCCCAACCAACGAAACUAACAACCAAACCGAAAACAACAACAGCAACAACUCCUCCAGCGAUCCCUCACUAAGCCAAAAACUCACUCUCCAAACCGUCUAUCGCGCAUCCCCGAAACUUGUGCCCGACCUAAUCCCGUCCAAAACGACAUUCUACACCUCAUCACAAAUUUCGUCAUUCCUCAAGAAAUACAUCGAGAACAAUCCCGACUUAACAAAAAACACCUCGUCAUCACGAUACGUCAAACUCGAUCCUUUUCUCGCCAAUAAUGUACUCUCCGACACUUCCAGUCCCGACACUCGUCGCGCGUUAGCAUCCGGCGAAAUCGCCCGUGACGUCCUCCUCAAGAAACUAAUGGACGUCGAGAACAACAACAAUGCGCAUCUCCUUGUCCCGCACUGGAUCCUGUUACGCAACGACCAGACCUAUGAUCCAGAAAACCCAAGUCAAGAUCCAGCACUCAAACCUCGCGCAGGCCCGCCGCCGCAUGUAAAUUUGGUCGUUGAGAAGCGGUCGGGAACGAAAGUCGCCACGCGCGUCUCGGGCUUGGAAGUGUUUGGAAUUAACCCGCAUUUGCUGGGUCCGGAGUUGCAGCGGAAAUGUGCUGGCAGCGCAAGCGUAGGCCAGCUGGUAGGUGGGAAACCGGGCAUGUUGGAGAUUCUUGUGCAGGGCGAUCAGAGGGAUGUAUUAGAAAAAGAACUGACCAAAAGAGGUGUGGAUAGGAGGUGGAUUGUUGUUGAUGAUAAGACCAAGAAGAAGGGGAAGAAGUAG